Molecule: messenger RNA, 814 nt
Organism: Cylicocyclus nassatus
Lineage: Eukaryota; Metazoa; Nematoda; Chromadorea; Rhabditida; Strongylidae
Source: the annotation of a GenBank genome assembly
CUUUCAGGUCGGAGAAUGAUGACGCCUCCUUGGUCCCUUGUCUGUCUCGCCGUGACACUUACUGCCGUUUCAUCACAAUUUCUUGCUGAUGGAGGUGAGAACGAGAAACGAAACGAAUUUUCACGAGACAUUAUGCAUUUCGGCAAGCGAGCAGCACCUCGUGUAGCAAGAUUCGAUAGUUCUAAUCCAGGAUUCGAGCGAGAGAUGAUGUCAUUCGGUAAACGAGUGCCGUCAGGAUUCGAAAGGGAUAUGAUGAGCUUCGGCAAGAGAGCACCAUGGUUUGGAUGGGGAGGUCGCGAUUACUUUAGAAGACAAUGGCGAUAUCCUAGCGUAAGAACACAGACAUUCGAACGUGAAUUUCUGCCAUUUGGAAAGCGAGAAUUCAACGACUUCAACCGCGAUAUGAUGUCAUUUGGAAAGAGGGAAGACUUCGACCGCAAUUUCAUGUCAUUCGGACGAAGACGACGGUAAAGCUGUCACAGGUCACUGAUCUGUCUUCGGCCUUUAACCACCAUGUGCAGUUUCGUUUACGGCCAUGACUACCCUAUGUUGAUCUCUUUUGUACUAUUUGAUUAUUAGUAUGACUUGUCCAUACACCAACACAUUUUCUGCGCCAAAGAUAAAUCCGUUGAACGGUUUUUUUGCUUUCCAUUAUUUUUCAAUAACAUCAAUGAUUUUUCUUUUGACAAUGACAUCUUGUUUCUUUACUCGUUCCCAACAUCUGAAAAUGAAGUUGCUUUGCAAAUCAUAGUCGUUUUUGUGAUACAUAAGUUUAUUUUACUUUUUUAACUUUUGUUCAACAAGAAUGCAGUAA